Molecule: messenger RNA, 5437 nt
Organism: Bombyx mandarina (wild silkworm)
Lineage: Eukaryota; Metazoa; Arthropoda; Insecta; Lepidoptera; Bombycidae
Gene: Ltn1
Product: E3 ubiquitin-protein ligase listerin
Biological process (GO): ribosome-associated ubiquitin-dependent protein catabolic process; rescue of stalled cytosolic ribosome
Cellular component (GO): RQC complex; cytosol
Molecular function (GO): ubiquitin protein ligase activity; ribosomal large subunit binding; zinc ion binding
Source: RefSeq, a predicted model, not a curated record
UGUGAUGGUAAAAUCAAUUGGAAAUGAGAAGAUUGUAUGUGUCUAAUAAAUACGUACAAGAAUUAAAGUUACUUUUAACAUAUUAGCUAAAUUAAACGUUUUCAAGUAUUUCAUUAAUUUUUUGAACUUAAGAAAACGUUGCUCGUAACUUAUUAAACAAUAGAAAUGGGUGGUAAUUCUAAACAAAGCCAAAGAACCAAAAAUAACGUCCGUCCAUCCAGCAGUGGGCGCAGUGCAGAACUCCUAAGCAAUGUCAAGCUGGAAUCAGGUCUAGUGAGCAUUGCAGGAGGAAAAGUUCUUCCAGCACUGUUUCCAACACUUACAGUUGCUACUAUAGACCAGGAAAUUAGUCCAGAAUUCCAAAUAUGCAUAAAAAAGUUGAACAAAAAGGAUCCUAUUACAAAGACAAAGGGACUACAGGAAAUGUUGGAAACCAUAAACAAUAGUAAAGUUGAUGAUGUCAUCACAAUUCUGCCAAGCUGGGCACAUUUCUAUAAAAUACUUGCCAUUGACCCAGACAGGAAAGUGCGAGAGUAUACACAGUUAUGCCACAGCAGCGUGGUGCGCGCGUGCGGGCGGCGGCUGGCCCCGCGGCUGCGGCAGCUGGUGCCGGCGUGGCUGCAGGCGCGGCACGACGAGCACGGCCCGGCGCAGGCGCACGCCAGGACCUCGCUCGCUAGUACGUUCCCCGAUGCCAAGCUACCGGAAGUUUUAGCAUUUUGUAAGACAGAAGUUAUGACCCAUUUCCUCGAUAAUCUCAUCGGCACCGGUGAAGCCAGCAUCUCCAAAAAAGCAGACAGCCCAGAAGACAAGGAGCAGCAAGUGACCCGCCUCAUCAGCAGCUCGCUCCUCGGCCUGGAGUACUUCGUCCGGCAGCUGCCCGCCCAGCACGACGCCUGGCUGUGGGCCCAGCUGUCCGCCCUGCUGCACGCCGCCGCCUUCUGGAAGCUCGCGGCGCACUCCUCGCCGCGGAUACGCGCGGGCUGGGCGGGCGCGGUGGGGCGCCUCGUGCAGCGGUUCCACUCCACGUUCGGUGACCAGUUCGGCGCCAAGACCUUUCGCGUCUUGCUCGAAAGGACCCAGGACACCGAGCUGUUGGUGGUGGCGCCGCUGUGGACCUGUCUGCUGCUCUACACGCACAGCGUGCAGGACUGGUGUGAACAUUUGGAGAACAAGGAAUUGCUGCUUAAAAGAAUGCUCGAGUUAUUAGAAAACGGGGGGCGCGGCGACGCCGGCCUGCUGCGCGCCGCGCUGCUGCCGCUGCUGCCGCGCCUGCCGCGGGACCUGCUCACCAAACACUUCUACGAGCAAUUCUUCGACGCCAUCUUUGUGGGGUUAGAAAAGAAAAACAUAUUAAGUUCGAAGAGCGAGAGGCAGUCCUGGUUGAGCGGCCUGGCUGAGGGUCUGCGCCACCUGGCGCGGCAGGACGACGACUUCGUGCUGGAGGUGGUCACGUCGGUGCACCGCGCGUGGCUGCGGCACGUGCUGGCGCCGCGCAGCGACCAGCGCCUCAUGCACGAACUCAUCAAAUGUUCGGCCAGCAAUAUGGCUGCUUGCGUCAAAUUUUGGCACCAGCAGUCUGAAGACAAAUACGACCAGCUUAUACGGAAUUUCUGGCAAAACGUGAACUUCACGCUUUUGAGUCAAAUCGAAACGUUGUCCGAUAACACCUCCGACACCGCCAGCGCGACGGCCGGCCACGUGCUGCUCGUCCAGACUCUGAAGACGUCGCUACUAAAUGAACCCAAAAAGCAGCGAAGCAUCAAGUUCGAAAUGGACCGUGACGAGGUCGCGCCGGAGCCCGCCACCCCGGAGUGGAGUCCCGCGCCCGACCCGGCCGCCGCGCUCCGGUUCCGGCGCGACCUGGACGACGCCGUGCAGAGGCUGGUGGCGCGGUACUUCGAGCUCGUGGGCAGCAGCUCGCACUGCGAGGCGGUGCUGGCGGCGCUGGCGACCCUGCUGCAGGAGUGGGAGGGCGGCGUGCGGGCGGCGGGCGCGGCCGCGCUGUACCGCGCGCUGCUGCGCCCGCGCCUGCCCGCCUCCCGCGCCGCGCUGCUGCUCGCCUUCCGCCUGCUGCCCCACAUGGACGCGCCCGAGCGGGACCGAGUGUUCGACUCCUUCGACCAGCUGACGGGUGACUGCGAGGAGUGGUGCAUCGAGUACAGCGCCGCCGCCGCGUGGUGCAGCACCAGCGCCGCCCGCUUCCUCCGCUCCCCCGCCCGCACCCCCGCCCUGCUCCGCGCGCCGCACCUGCUGACGGCGUGCCUCGCGCACGAAAUACUAAUCAGCAAAGAAGCAAUCUCCGAAAUCAUUGACGUGAUCAACAAGACCCUCGCCGACCCCGACUCUCCCGAGCUGGAGCUCCGCAGCAGGAUGGGCGCUCAGCUGGCCACCACCUUGCCCCAGGACUACCACGAUCAGAACUUUUCGCGGCUGCUCGUCAACCUGUUCCAUCUGAACGUUCUUGUGCCGUUGGGAGACGGCAGACUGUCGGCGGACACGUGGCACGAAGUCCGUUCUUCCUGGCAAGACGGGAUCGGUGCGCUGGUUCCUGCUGCAAGGAAAAUAAUCUAUAAAGAAAUCAAUGACUACAUCAUAGACACGCUGUUCACAGAAAUCCGACCCCUGGAGGCGGGGCGGGUCGAGAGCAUCACCUCGCUGUGCCCGCUCGUGCUGAGCAAGGACGCGUCGCCGCCGGAGCUGCGUGACGUCACGGAGUUCUCGCGGGCGCUGCUGGGGGGCGCGGGGGGCGCGGCCCGCACGUGCGCCGUGCGCCACGACUGCAUCCAGGGCAACUUCAACUGCCCCUUCAGGGACGACCCCUACAUGAAGACGAUCAUCGACGAGGCCGACGGCGAAGCGACCGAGCCAGACGAGAGCGACCUUACGGUCUAUGUGAAUAAGUGCGUUUUUCGCUCGCUGUACCUGAAAGCUAUUUUGCUGCGCGAGACGGAGGACGAGAGCGGCGACGCGCAGCGCUGGGGCUCCCUGCUGCUCCGGGACGACUACUUCCUGCUCGAGUUCUGCCAGCUGCUGCACGACCACAUGGUGCUGUGCACGCUGGACGAGGCCUAUGCGUUCUCGCCCCUGCACGAGAUAGUGGGCGCGGCCAGACGCACAACGGACGCCGUGGUGCUGUCCACGGUCCGCGGCACGGAGCGCCCGGCCCGGCGCCGCGUGCUGGCCGGCCUGGCGCGGCGGGCCGCCGCCUGCGGGUACUACUGGGCCAAGGCUCGGAGAUACUUCGAGCUCAACGUAGACCCCGACGACCUGGAGGCGGAGAAUCCUUUCGACACGUCGAACCUGGAUCUCGAGAAGAUGGCGGAAAUCGUAACGGGGAACGGGUACUUCCACAGUCUGCAGGCGAGCCUGCGCGGGCGCGAGGGCGCGGGCGCGGGGGCGGCGGGUGAGGCUGCGGGGGCGGAAGGCGAGGGCGCGGGGGCGGAGGGCUGGGCGCGCGUGCUGUACCUGGUGAUGGUGCGCAGCGUGUACGCGGCUCACGGCGACGAGCCCGGGGUGCUGGACGCGCGCUUCCUGCAGGAGCUGGCGCGCUGCGACUCCGGCUGCCGCCUCGACGUCAUCAUCGACCUGUACUACCGGCACAACCACGUCAUGCUCUACGACAGGGAUAUCCGGUCGGCGAGUUGGGCGCACGUGCUGAGCAACGCGGCCGUGUGCGAGUGUCUGCGGGCACAGCUCGUGGGGCGCGGCCGGGCCGCCUCCGCCGCCGUCUGGGACUUCCUCUGCAUCACGCUCUGCUCGCUGCUCUCCUCGCUGCAGCUCUCCAAGGCGCACUGGGGCUCCACCAAGUACGCGCUGCUGGCGCGGGCCGUGUUGCGGCUCUACGUCGCGGCGGCGAGGGCGGUGGACACGGCGGGGGGCGUGGUGGGGGACACGGCGGGAGGCGUAACGGGGGACGAAGUGGCGGGGGCGGGGGCGGCGCGCGCGGCGGAGUGGCGGGACGUGUUCGCGCCGGACCUGCACGCCAACCUCUUCGCGCUGCUGACGCACGUGCUGGACUCCCACCACGCGCCGGUCAAGUCCACUCACGUGUCCACCGUCGAGGAGCUGAUGCUCUGCACCAAACACAUGGAUUGGAACCUGUUGCCCAAGGAGCAGCAGGUGAACACGUUCGCGCUGAGCCGGCUGGUGCGCGCGUGCUGCGGCGGGCUGGCGGGCCCGCACCGCGCGCACCAGCACCUGGCCGCCUGCGUGCUGGAGCUGCUCGUCGAACCGCUGGUGCUGGAGGACGUCGGCAAGCUGUCCAUGUGGAGCGAGUCCUCCGACGAGGAGAAGGAGCAGCACGAGCGGCCGCAGCUCUCACUGGAGUACUUCCACGAGGACUUCGUGCAGCUUACGGACGCGGUGGAGGCCGCGCUCGCACCAUACACGGUGGGCGAGGCGGUGUGCGGCGCGGCGGGGUGCGGCGCGGCGGGCAUGUCGGCGCGGGAGCGCGGCGCGUGCCUGGGCUGGCUGCUGAUGGCCGACAGCCUGCACCGACAGUGCCGCGUCGCUAAGGGGGACCUGAAGCACUACUACAUCCACAUAUACAAAGACAAGGAGUACGGCGUCCCCCUGCUGGAGGGCAGUCUGCGGCUGCUGCCGGAGGAGCUGCUGGCGCACGCGCUGGGCAACAAGCCGCUGCCGCCGCAGUACGCCGCGCACUUCCACGGCACGGCGCCGCGCUCGCUGCGCCGCCCGCCCGCCGACGAGCUGGCGCGGCUGGCGUGCGCGUGCGUGCGCGCGGCGGUGUGCGGCGCGGGCUGCGGCGCGGCGCGGGCGUGGCGCAGUGCGGCCCCGCAGCGCGCCGCGCGCCUCUUCGACGCCGUGCUGGCCGCCUACGUCACGCCGCUCGCCGUGCGGGACCAGCUGCUCGCCGUGCACGAGCGGGCCAACGAAAUCGAAAACGCACAGAUCCAAGUGCUGUGGUCGUCUCAGGAAGUGUCGUGCGUGUACCGCGUGGAGGGGCGCGGCGUGGAGCUGCGCGUGCAGCUGGCGCGCGACCACCCCGUGGGCGCCCCCCGCGUCACCCCGCCGCCCCCCGGCUCGCCCGGCGCCAACACGCACUGGAUCUCCGUGUACCUGGCCUACCAGGACGGCACGGUGCUGAGCGCGCUGCGGCAGUGGACGCGCGCGGCGGGCUCGCGCGUGCAGCGGGCCGCCGUGUGCUACAUCUGCUACUGCCGCCUGCAGCCCGCCGCCGGCACGCUGCCCCGCGCCGCGUGCCGCCAGUGCAAGAACAAGUUCCACAAGGAGUGUCUGCGCAAGUGGUUCUCGACGAGCAACAAGUCCAACUGUCCGCUGUGCAGGGCGUCCUUCUAGCGGCCCCCCGGCCAGCUCGCCCUGCGCCCUACGAUCUGACUGUUUUAUUUUAAAUUAUGACGUCACUGUGUCAAAAUCAUUGUUGUGUGUAAAUAAAAUAAUCCUGGAAAUGUUA